Drosophila bipectinata is the source of this 2018-nucleotide messenger RNA. It is a transcript of the gene Usf, whose product is annotated as upstream transcription factor usf. Gene Ontology annotation, molecular function: protein dimerization activity; RNA polymerase II cis-regulatory region sequence-specific DNA binding; DNA-binding transcription factor activity, RNA polymerase II-specific. Gene Ontology annotation, biological process: regulation of transcription by RNA polymerase II. NCBI's taxonomy places the organism in Eukaryota, Metazoa, Arthropoda, Insecta, Diptera, Drosophilidae. The record is from RefSeq and is a predicted model, not a curated record.
GAUUGGGUGGUUACCCCGCCAACGGUCACCCUAAACGAAAAUAAAUUUGUUUUUGCCAACAACAAAUUGUGUUGUUAAAUGGCAGAGCAAACAGACGACUACGCUUCGUCGCCUCGCAGCUCCGUAAUCCUCGCUCAUCUGGCAGCCAGCCACCGCGGCAGUUAAUACCCGUCGGAUAGCAGAUCUCAGUGGGUUCUAGGCUCGACUCGGCUCGGACACACGGUACUCAGUUACGUGAACAGUACGGCUGAUUUUGGGAUCCGGAUUGUGCGUGGCGAUGCAAGGAUGAACGUACGCAAGCGGCCACGUCUGGAGCUGGAGCUAGCCACAUCGGCGGUAGCUCCCGGAGCACUGAUCACCAGCCACAAUCCAUCCGAUCUGAUGGCCGGACCAUUUGCCAACGGCCAAAGCCUGAUCCUGACCAGUACGUCGGGAAAUCCGCUGAUCAGCAGUAGCAGUGGUGGUGGUGCCCAAAUAUUCCUCACUAUUUGCGGUGAGGAGAACUCCUUGGAUGACGACGAGUCCCAGGAGUAUUAUGCCAUUAAACAGGAGCCGGGCUCUGAACUGGAUGUCCAGGCUCUGCUGCCCACCAACCUGCAGCUGCCAACCGGCUGUGAGAUAUAUCUGGUAAAGGACACCAGCCUCGGGUGUACCCAGACCAAGUCUACCAUUAAAAUUGAACCGGAGGUGCUGAGUGAGAAGCUCCAUGUCGCCACCACGACAGCCACCAGCACCACCACCACAAUUCCUUCCUGUAAAUCUUCCGUUCCUGCAGUGCCUGCGGUGGCGUCUGCACCCCAUACAGCAGCAGCAGCACCUCCAGCCCCUGCAGUGGUGCUAUAUCAGCGAUCUCCAGUAGAUGCGGUUGCUGCAGCCGUUCCUGCCUGCUCUAGUAGCUCUACUGGCACGCCCACCAGCAAGCUGGAGGCGUAUAAGAAGCGAGACGAUAAGCGCCGUGCGACGCACAACGAAGUGGAGCGUCGCCGUCGCGACAAGAUCAACUGUUGGAUCUUCAAGCUCAAGGAGAUGCUGCCCAGCCUGAGCUCCAGCUCCAGCGAGGCCAGCACAAGUCCCAGCAGCAGCAGCAAAAGCAAUCCCAGUCCCAGUGGACGGACGCCGCCCAACGACUCCAAGUCCCAGAUCCUGAUCAAGGCCUGUGACUACAUCAAGAGCAUGCAGGGCGAGAUUGAUACAUUGCGCGACUGUCUGCGGGAGGCGGACAGCCUGAGGGCUAGCAACCAGGCCUUGAAAGAGGAGCUGGACCGUCUGAAACGUCAGCAGCAGCUGCAGGAUCGCUUCCACACGGCUGCCACCGGACGAUCGACCUUCAACGUGACCCUCAAUUCGUUAAACACCUCCGCCACCAGUGAUCUGUUCGAUGGCAUCGAUACGACGCCCAAUCUGGCUGCUGUUUCCUCGCUGGGAUUCGGCAAACGUGGCCUGCUCAUCGGCGACUAUGAUGAGUAAGAGUAUAAGGAGCAUCAGUGGUUGAAGGCGGAUCGGAGCAGGCAAGGCGGCGGGCGGAUCGGAGCGAGAAGCGCUGGCGCCUCGAAAUCUAGAGAAUAAUACGCCCAUCCACCAAAGAAUGACGUGCAACGUACACGCAACGCAACACAUGCAGUACAAUAAACGGACAUGACGAGUGAUUUCUUGUUAUCGCCGAUGUUAUAUACAUAUUAUAGUUACAAAAAAAAAAAGAAGAAAACCAAAAGAACCGAAAAAAAAACAUGUACGCUCCGUACAUGGGGUCGAACUUGGGUGACUCAAGCCGAGUUGCGUUGAAAGCUGUUCUUAAUUGAAUUUAAUUAGAUGGCUUAAAAAAAAAAUGCAGCUGCUUGUAGCAUCCGAUAUCGCACCCAAACAAAAUCAUUUACUUUUUUUUUUUUAGCCAUUAAAUUAUCAUAGGUUUUGGCCAUUUUUAUUCACGAAUGAAUUUAUUUUAAGAAAAUCAAGAGCAUGUUAGAGAUGUAAGGAUUCAUUUAUAAUUAGCAUUAAAAAACCAGUUAAAUCAUUUGCAA